Cuscuta epithymum is the source of this 1104-nucleotide messenger RNA. Lineage: Eukaryota; Viridiplantae; Streptophyta; Magnoliopsida; Solanales; Convolvulaceae. The record is from the annotation of a GenBank genome assembly.
UAAAUAAAGGACCUUUUUUUUGUUAGUCGAAAGGUCAGAGCAAUCAACCAACUACGUACAGUUUUUUUACAGAUAACCAUUUAGCUCACGAAUUGCUCUUCGUCGCUCAUACGCUUUUUGUGUGAAUAAUAAGAGCAUUCUUUUCUCUCAUGGCGAAGGCUGAAGAGCGGGGUCGUUCAAGAUGGUCUCUUUCUGGGAUGACCGCUCUUGUCACUGGAGGCACUCGUGGAAUCGGGCGCGCAAUCGUGGAGGAACUGGCUGAAUUGGGCGCCAAUGUAUACACAUGUUCCAGAAAGGAAGAUGAACUGAAGCAGAGCCUGGAAGAUUGGGCUUCUAAAGGCCUCAAAGUCUCAGGCUCUGUCUGCGAAGCGUCGUCACAAGAUCAGCGCCUGCUUCUCUUCCAGAAUGUUUCCUCUGCCUUCGACGGCAAGCUCAAUAUUAUGGCAUCCGGAGCUGGAUCCAUUGUCUUUGUUUCCUCUGUUGCUGGCUUGGUACAUGUAUCAUUUGCUGGAUCUAUCUAUAGCGCUACCAAAGGGGCUAUGAACCAACUUACAAAAAAUCUGGCUUGUGAAUGGGCAAAGGAUGCCAUUAGGGUUAACUCUGUGGCACCUUGGUAUAUUAAAACCUCUCUUGUCAAAGAGGUUACUUCCGACGAAGAGUUUCUGGAAAGAGUAAUAUCCCGAACCCCUCUCAGGAGGGUAGGGGAACCCGAAGAUGUUUCGUCAGUGGUGGCUUUCCUUUGUCUUCCUUCUGCUUCUUAUGUAACCGGCCAGGUUAUUGCUGUAGAUGGUGGUUUCACUGUGAAUGGCUUUGAAAGUUAGAACCUUGAAUGGGAGUAAAAUAAAAUUUUCAACUACUCCCUUGGCUUUCAUUUCUGUGUCCAUUAUAGAAUAAAAUGAACAUGAAAAUAUGUACUGGUAUACUUUACCAAAUUUUAGGCAGAUAAUAAUGUCUCUCACUCUCUCUAUAUCCAUGUAUGUUAGUGUUAAACUGAGAUGUUAUGAAAUGUUAGGAAUGUAUUAAAAUGAUUAAUUUGUAAUAAAGUGUUUUGCAUUGUCUCAAUUUAUUUCAUUAGCCAGGCAAAUAAGAAAAUAAUGUUGCUCC